AUGCCAUCCGACCGUCGCGCGAAUGGGCAAAACCUCGAGGCGGAGCGCGGAAGACGCCCUCCUCCACCGCAAUCACCGCGCAGCGCGCCAGCCGAUCCAUACGAGUUUCCGGACACAAGCUCUAACGACGCGGAGCGCAGAGCCUCUGACAACGCUGGUACCGUGGAGCCGCACGGCAUAGCAGAUGUGCCGAACCACUCCACCGAGAACACAACUGUUCCGGCUGUCCAUUCUAUCGAGCACGUUGACCCGGAUCCAAGCCGUGACCAAGCAGCUGCAGACGCGAACCAGCUUGAGGACGACAUAGCCUGGCUAUCAGAUGCGUCUUUCGAGUUUGAUACAAGUCUCCUCGAAAAUCUGUUCGCAGAAAACAAUUCGGAAGGGAGGCGGUCUGUCACCCCCGACGAGCCCAGCACUCAGGUGAAGCCCGGUGACGAAAACAACGUUGUCGGGGUGCGCUCCUGUUAG
Messenger RNA from Hirsutella rhossiliensis, 468 nucleotides. RefSeq lists its product as uncharacterized. The record is from RefSeq and is a predicted model, not a curated record. The transcript is spliced from 3 exons. The coding region runs from base 1 to 468 and encodes 155 amino acids. Lineage: Eukaryota; Fungi; Ascomycota; Sordariomycetes; Hypocreales; Ophiocordycipitaceae.